This is a messenger RNA of Alternaria incomplexa, 243 nucleotides long. RefSeq lists its product as uncharacterized. The record is from RefSeq and is a predicted model, not a curated record. Lineage: Eukaryota; Fungi; Ascomycota; Dothideomycetes; Pleosporales; Pleosporaceae. The transcript has 2 exons. The coding region runs from base 1 to 243 and encodes 80 amino acids.
AUGAAGAACUCCCGGCUCUCCCUCCUUCCCCUCUUGGGCCUCUUCACCACCUCAACCUACGCCGACUUCAUCAUAGGAAAAUACGCCGGCUCCGAAAUCGGCGGCACCUUCUCAACUCCAGGCCAACUGCACAUCAUCGAGACGUGGAACAGCGCAGGCAUCGAAGGCCAGGAAAACGGCUUCGGCACCGGCGACUUCUAUUCCGCUGGCACCUCUGCCGGCACCGGCAAACUGGACAACUAG